Messenger RNA from Colletotrichum phormii, 846 nucleotides. RefSeq lists its product as uncharacterized. The record is from RefSeq and is a predicted model, not a curated record. Bases 1 to 846 code for a protein of 281 amino acids. NCBI's taxonomy places the organism in Eukaryota, Fungi, Ascomycota, Sordariomycetes, Glomerellales, Glomerellaceae. The transcript has a single exon.
AUGAAGACGUCGUCGCUCCUGUCCGCCGUCUCGGCGAUGUUGGCUCUUGCAAACGCGCAAACGACCGCGACAUCGACCUCCAGCGAAAAAGCCCUUCGAGUUACAUCAUCCGCUAGAGCUUUCUUCAUCUAUGACACCCAUCCGACCGGGAGUCUCGAAGCAUCUGUCGUUGCGUACGAGAGGUCAACGGCAACCUACCAAGUCGUGUGUCCGACAGCUGAUGCGGCGUGCCAAAAGGAGGGCUACUGGCCGGCCAACGUCACCCACAUCGAAGGCUCCAGUUGGGUCGGAAGCAACAAGGCCACGUCCGGCAUCGUGAAAUAUUGGGACUGCCGCCUCGGCGGCGGCGGCGAUGUGCUUUCGGAUCAGUACGGACGGUGCCACGUAUCAACGUCGACCCCAUCACUCAGCACCGGGACUAUGGACGAGGAGUUGCCCGUCAAUACGUGCUUCGUGGAAGCACACUCUGUUGUUGUGGCCAUUACUGCAGGGUUGGACAAGGUCGAGGCGGUUCACCGAAUCCUCACGGAAACCGAGUAUAUUGGGGCUUGGGAAGCUACAGCUCUGAUGUCUAUUCUGAGUUCUCAAUGGGCGACCGGAACGUGUUCUCCCUUCACAAGCCCUGCGCCUUAUACCGGGUCUCUUAUCACUGGGAGGUCAAGUUCGUCGUUGCCUGCGGAGACGGGGGCUGCAACUGGUACGGCAACUGGUACCGGAACGGGCACGGCGGCUGGUACGGCGGCUGGUACGACGACUGGUGCGGCGUCAGGUGCGGCGGCUGGCGUAGCUUCGAAUCUGUUGCUGCUGCUCGGAGCGGCGUUUGUGGGGUGUGUUACUCUUUGGUGA